Haliotis rufescens (red abalone) is the source of this 1814-nucleotide messenger RNA. RefSeq names its product battenin-like. Lineage: Eukaryota; Metazoa; Mollusca; Gastropoda; Lepetellida; Haliotidae. Gene Ontology annotation, cellular component: membrane. The transcript is spliced from 14 exons. Bases 343 to 1560 code for a protein of 405 amino acids. The record is from RefSeq and is a predicted model, not a curated record.
UUCGUGGUCACAUGUUGAUCAAAAGCUGUCUGCUUGCAGGAAAUAAUUUGCUAUUUAUCAUGCAACCUAUAUUUUCGACUGAUUUGACCGCCGUUUGCACGAUAUGAAGUGAAGUAUACUUUUGAUUGUUACUAUUGCAUCUGAAAAUGACAGUCAUUUCUUGAUUUCUACGACGUGACGGAAGUUAUCAACUGGUUAUUUCGACAUUUUUGACAAGCCGAUCAGGCCAGCUGAUUAGUGAUCUCGCUUCUAAGAUUGCGGGUCACAGGAUCAGAAUCGUGUCAAUGUCACGUACGGUUCAUCUCUAACUUUAGACCGAUUUGCUGCCUGGCCUUGCCCAAUAUGCAACAAAUGAGAAACUGGAUAGGAUUGUUUCUCCUUGGAACAAUCAACAAUCUGCCGUAUGUCAUCGUCAACUCCGCCGCCAGUACUAUUGCCGACAGUUUUAAUGAGACAAACUUUGUUGGCCUGGUGUUCGGAGCUAAUGUGGCGCUGUCAGCGUUUGUCAAAGGCCUCAACACAUUUUUUCUUCUGAAGGUGCCGUUUAAGUACAGGUUCAUGGUGAAUGGAUGCCUUAUGCUGAUUGGUUUGAUUGGAGUGGCGUACUCCUUCAGCUUUGGAUUUGCCCUGGCCUGCAUUGUGGUGGUGGGAUCUAGUGCCGCCUUUGGGGAGAAUGUGACCCUCGGCUUCCUGUCUCAGUUUCCCAGCAAACUCAUCAACGCCUGGUCCAGCGGCACCGGCAUGGCUGGUCUCCUGGGGUCUUCUGUGUACAUCGUGUUUGGCUGUACUGUGGGCAAUGGAAGCGACAAGACCAGCAAGCUGCACACUCUCACAAAGUAUGCGUUCCUCCUGACGACACCGGUCGUGUUGAUCUACUGGGUGGCCUACUUCGUCAUUGUCCGAGUACCUACAACCCCGAUGUCAACUCUGUCUGUCAGUGAACCGGAACGCGAGACGGUAGAUGAGAAGACUCCAAUAAUACAACACUCUCAGACAGAAUCUGAGGGGGAGACUGAGAGGUGUGACCCUCCCGUCCUGGAGGAGACUGCCCUGAGACGUAUCUGGAGAUGCUUGAAGCUGGUCGGCUGGAUGGCAGGCAAUUUGGCAGCUGUGUAUGUGUUCGAGUACGUGGCCAGGGGAUGUGCCGCCAAGGUUCGGCCCAAGUCGGAAUACCACGUGGGUUGUCCCGAGCUGUAUGCCGCUCUCCAGCUCUGUUAUCAGGCCGGUGUGUUUGUGUCGAGGUCGUCCGUACAGCUGGUGCAGAUACAAAGGGUGGAAGUACUCUCUGCCUUACAGUUCAUCAACAUGAUCAUCUGGAUCAUUGAUGUGCACUACAAGUUCCUGCCGGUGGCGGUGUUGCCAGCGUUCAUGGUGUAUGUUGGGUUGUUGGGCGGGGCCUCCUACGUCAACAUCUUCUACAUCCUGCUCCACAGCGACCGCUUCCCCGCCAAGGACAAGGAGCUGUGCAUCAACCUCACGGCUCUGUUCAUCACAAUCGGAAUAUGCAUCGGAACUGGCAUGGAGACAGCACUGUUCACAACACUACUAAAGAACGACUAAUGUUCACUGUUGGUCUCGGGAUUUUUAACUGCGACAUUUCUGACAUCCUGUUUGGGGCAGGGCCAGUGUUGACCACGUUGGUGCACUUACCUUAUCUGUACCAUUCAGGGCGAAGUCAACAUCCUCAGAAAGCCGUCCCUGUGUACAUCAUCCCCGUGCCACCACUGUCGUCAUAGAAACCAUGUGCAUUACAUUUUCUUGAUGGUGAUAUUUUCUAGAGUAAAGGCAAUGUGCAAUAUAUCAUACAAGAUUUA